Molecule: messenger RNA, 945 nt
Organism: Amphibalanus amphitrite
Lineage: Eukaryota; Metazoa; Arthropoda; Thecostraca; Balanomorpha; Balanidae
Exons: 3
Coding region: 133-498 (121 amino acids)
Source: RefSeq, a predicted model, not a curated record
GAGAGCACCAGCCUGGCCACGCUGGUGUCAGACGUGGUGGCACGCGCCACCAGCACCAGCGAGGUGCUCACGCUCAACCUCACCAACCUCAUCAUCCUCAUCGUCAUCAAGGCCAUCGUCAUCGUGUUCGGCAUGUUCGCGUUCGGCGGCGGGUUUGGCAGCCUCUUCGGCGGCGGUUUCGGCAGGUCGGCCGACGCGAGCCCCAGCGACUCGUGGCUGGAUCGCGAGGACCUGCUGCUGAUGCUGACGUACCUGCUCAGCUCUGACGGCAGCGACAACUACGAGUGCCUGAACAGGGUGGCCUGCGAGCAGCCCGACAGGGCGGCUCAGUACAUCAACGCCGGGAAGCUCCUCCUCGGCGGAGCCAAAAUGGCCGACAAGAUCAUCACCGUGAGUCCGGAGAAGUACACGAACGUGCUGCACGGCAUGCAGAAGGCAGUGUACCACGGCCAAAGCGGCGGCGUCUGCAGUCUGCGCUACAAGUGCUCCCGGCACUGACGUCGUUGCGACUUCACUGACCUCAGGUUGAUGGUGUCGUGAUGACGUCACUGACCUCAGGUCGCGUCAGGGGAGGGAGUUCUCAGCGGAGUGGCUCAACUCAGUCAGCGGGACACUGGGGACACUAAGGUGGUAUUUGGAAGCCGGCAGAAGCCUGAGCCGCCUGACAAGGUGCUGUUGUUGAAAAACAGCGCAAAAUAUCUCAAUGUAUGCUCCAAGCGCCCAGACCAUGAAUUUGCUGCUAAAUUGACAAAGAGUUAAAGUGAGGACAAGGGACUACGAUCAUGAAUCAUCUCGGAUCAGCCCCAGGUAAAUUUGAACCCUUCAAACCGAUAUUUUACUGGCAAGUGUCAUGAAAUUGGUGACAAAAAUACAAAUAUCCUGUUCAUUGUUCAGUGUAAUUAACGUAGAAUCUACUUUCAAACGACAAACAUUGUAAAUACUGCA